GGCAUUCAAAAUUCUAUUUUAGCCAGCCUAUACUUAGGGUCCCGGCGGGAGUUUUCAAAAUGGUGGUACAAAUACGCCGCAGUACUGCAUCAAUCAACCUUGAUCCCGAAUGGCUGUUGGGAACUCAGCAGCUGUAGUGAAAAUGCACAGGAAGUAAAGAGUAUAAAACGGGAGUUAAUUAUUUUUCGAUGAAAGUCCAGCUAGGCCUGGGCCAAAAUCUUACCCAUUGUCAGCUUGAACUGUGGUUUGGAUACAUCUGUUAGUUGGUGAUCAUCAAGAAAAGUGACCAUUUCACAUCAAGGAUAUCUGCCGUUUGUGAUCCACUGCACUUCUGUGACAAGUUUCCAAAAAUUAUGCAGUGUACAACAGUCGAGUGACCUUUAACCCAAUCACGAGGCCCAGCUAAUCGGAUCGACUCGCUUGGGGCUUUGUGCAAACCGCAUUCCAUUUCCAAGCCGCUCCCAAAUCUAGUUGUAUUUCGUCCGAAAACUGGCCCAAAACGAUGGAAACCCGUGUCAAGAUAGAACCACAAGCCUCACCGGAAAACUCUGACGUCAUUGGCGCGAACUACGAAGACCAGAACGGUGGAAAUUUCUUUGAGUCGGAAGCAGAUUCCGAGUUUGACGGGAAAGGCGCCCGCAAUGUUUUUGGGAUCGAUGAAACCAGAGCACUCCUGCAAAUCUGGGGCGAGAAGGACAUUCAGGAUGUUCUACGCACGACCAAGCACAACCGGGCGAUCUACGAACGCAUACAAGCCCGGAUGGUGGCGUUAGGAUACAACCGGUGGACCGCACGACAGCUACACGACAAGUGUAAGAAUCUCAGCAUGGAUUAUAGGAGGGUCAAGCGGCAGGGCAUAACGUCGGGCGGAAAUGGAUCCGGACGUCUCGUGUUCAAGUUCUAUAACGAGCUGGACAGGAUCUUAGGACAACAGACGGAGACUUGCAGCUCAUCAGGGGAAGACUACCAGGGCGAGAGGACGGUGGAUUCUGCUACAUCGGUAGAGGACAACCAGAUCGAAGAAAAUAGUCAUGGCUAUACUUCGCCAGAGAAUGGAAAGCUAUCGUACACAGAACCCGAGGUCCCUGCAGCAAGAAUUGAUGAUAGUCGAUACACGGAUUCACCAUCAUACAUGUACAUGCAGGAUGAUGCUAGAAAGUUGCAGAGCAGAGCAAAGUUGCAGAUCCGGUGGUCAGAUGCUGAAACGAUGGACCUCCUGAACAUCUGGGGCAGGGACCACUUUCAGACCCUGCUGAAGGUAACACACCACAAUAAACCAAUCUACCAGGAGAUCGAAGUGAUGAUGAAUGCUCUCGGACACACGCGUUCAGCGAAACAGAUCCACGAAAAGUGCAAGAAUCUCAGCGUGGAGUACAGGAGAGCAAGACGCACCGGGGGCGACAACACGAGCCGACGGUUCAUGUUCAAAUUUUACGACAAACUGGACAAAAUAUUAGGACACGAGAUGGAGAGUUCACCAUCAGGACAGGAGUCAUCUCAAGCUUCUGUGUCAGGAAUGGAAGAUUUGGGAGAUGACAGCUCUGGUUCUCCAUACCCCGUCAGUGUUACAACAGUGGUCAGAAAUACUGAGGAAGCAGAACAGCCUAAUCCACAUGAGAGUAUUGAAGACUGUAGCCCCCACGCAAUGCCAGCAAACAUCAGUACGUCAGCUGACGGCGCACCCACAAGCAGUCCAGUCCCGAGCCAUCAGGCCUGGCUUGGUUCUGAGACAAUGGCCCUCCUAGAAGUCUGGGGACGAAAGAGCAUCCAAGACUGCAUCUACAAUGGCAAGCAUAACAGGCGCAUCUUCCAGAACAUUCAAAGGAUUAUGCAAGAACGUGGCUACUGCAGAACUGUGGAACAACUGCAGGACAAGUGCAAGAGUUUGGCGAAGGAAUACAGGAAAGUGAAACAGAUGUCUACAGAUGACAGUGGACGGCGGGCUAUGUGCAGAUUUUAUGAUGAGCUGGACAGCAUACUCGGCCGUUUUGCCCCUUCGGAAUCAGGCACUAAACAAACUAAAAGGCCGCACAGUGAUACAAUUUGUGCUGAGAAAGGAAAUAGUCCCUUCCAGCCAUCACUGCCCAAUGGGAACGUGACCAUGAUGAACGGGACGGGAGUAAAACGCCGCCGGAUGGAGGACUCGGAGUCUGAAUCUGAUGGAGGAAACUGUGAGAUGAUCAGCCCACGCCCGAAAACUUCAUCCGUCAGAAUAGUGCCAGGGAGGAGGUUCUUUGCUUUGAAGGCAGCAGGUUGUGUGUUCCAGUCGGAGAGCUGGCAGCCACGUGGGGAAACCCUGUACCAGCCCCUUCAGUUUGAAGUACUGGUCAAUGCUACAAACAUUGAGCAGGUCAGCUUCUCUGAGGGCCUGGCCUUUGUAGGCAAUGAGGCUGGAGCCUAUGUCAGGACAGAGUCAGGUCACAUGAUCCAUCUAUGGCGCCAUGACAACGAACAACGUAAACUCUAUGUGUCACGAUCAUUCCUUUUCACAAACUAUCAGAUGUACAGUGAAGUACGAGAGGUGCUAGAGCAGUUGUAAAACCAUCAACAUCACAACAUCCUGUGGAAUAAACAAGAAAACAACCUAGUCUUGAUAGCAGUUGUAUGUUGGUAGUCUCAUAUUUUGACAGUAAUGUAAAAGCGUGUGAAUGAGUCACUCAUCAUUGGAUAUAGAGUGCACAAAAUGGUGCACAAUAACAUUAUUACCAGUAGUUGGGAAAAUUUUUGUACAAAGCAAUCUCACAAAGUUUGGAAUGGGAAUUUGUUGCACUGAGAAGGAAGCCAACUUUGCCACAGUGAUGUGACAGUACUUUUUCUAGCUUUAAUACAAUGUACUUAAUACAAAUAACCUUAAGUAGCAUUUAACCCUCUCCUCCCAAGAGAUGGAAAAAUCCUUCUGUGCAAGGAUUUGGGUUGGAGUGCAAUGAUAAAUGGAAGAAAGUAAUGUUUGACAACUGCUACCCUCCCUUGUAGCCGUAACAUAUUCUGAAGUUUCAACUCCUGAACAAACAACCCUUGCUGUUUUGUUAGGAGCAAGCAAGAAAUUGUGGCAAUAUCUGUUACAGCUCUACAUGUAGGGUCCAAUUUUGUAAUGUCAUUUGAACAUUUAUGAUAACAGUUACCUUAUAGAAACAUUUGUGCCUGUGGUGCAAUAUCAGAUACCAGUUGUGUGGUGUAUUUUGCAUUAAGAGACAGAGUUGUUCAGUGCAAGAAUACUUUAUGCAGAAUUUACGUCACAAAAGAACUACAACUCCCAAAUACUUACUUAGGAUAUUUUAGUGUGAUCAAUGUUGAAAACUUGAUGAUUUGUAGUAUGUAAGCAAAUAGUGAGCUAGUUGAAGAAAGUUGAGAGAUUAACACCUCUCAAGACAUUGUUCACCAUAGGUCACACAUAUCUUUAUGUAACGUUACAUGUACAUAUAACAUUUCAUUUAGUUUUUAAUGUAAACGCCUUUUGGCUACCAGUGUUAUAUCUGCGAACAUGUUUGUGCUCAAUAUGAUUAUGACUUGCCAUAUAGACUAAAGUGAUUUUACAAAAA
This is a messenger RNA of Branchiostoma floridae (Florida lancelet), 3539 nucleotides long. RefSeq lists its product as uncharacterized. Lineage: Eukaryota; Metazoa; Chordata; Leptocardii; Amphioxiformes; Branchiostomatidae. The transcript is spliced from 9 exons. The record is from RefSeq and is a predicted model, not a curated record. Gene Ontology annotation, biological process: positive regulation of DNA-templated transcription. Gene Ontology annotation, cellular component: nuclear body. The coding region runs from base 503 to 2539 and encodes 678 amino acids.